UUUUUUUUAUUUUUUUGACAGAUGACCAUCGUUUAUAAGAAUGUUACUGGGUUUGAAGAUGUAAAAAUACUGUCUAUAAGUAAUGGAAGUGUUAUUGUGCUUCAUGAGAUCAUUGUGAGAUUGCUAUAUAAGCAAAAUGAGAAUAUAGCUGCUCAGUUUGAAAAAACACUUAAAGAUGUAAAAGAAAACCUGAAUGAACUGAAUAAAACCUGCGAAGCAAACUCUGCCAUGUGUAUUGCCUUUGAAGUGACAUCUACAAAGGACCCGAUAUCUGAAGAAGAGCAAUGCAGGCAAAAGGUUGACGACGACGGUUUGAAAGAUUUUUAUACUGCAGAAUUUGAAAAUGGGAAUCUUAUCUGUGUGUCUCACUGUGGUAAACAAUCUCCUCGCUUUAAGGACUGUCAUAAUGGAACCUGUCAGAUCGAGAAAUGGACGGGGCCCCGCUGCUCGUGCCCGGCAUUGGACAAGUAUAUGUACACGAAUUCAGACUGUACAGGCCAAAUUCUCAAGGAUGCUUUAUAUGGUGGCGUGGGAGCAGCCUUUGGUGUCUUGGUCGUCAUCAUUUGCACUGGACUAGUACUAUUCUUCCUGUACAGAUCUAAAACGUCAAAGAAGGACAGAGAGGCAAUCCUGAAUGACACUGACCAGUGGUUCGAUGAAGACAAAGAUGAUAAAUGGAGUAACAACAUUUCCAUAACUGAUUCAAAUCAAGGCGAGCAAGGCUCUUCCCGAGAGAAUUUUAGACCAGCCUUGGAAAAAGUCAACACACAAAUUGAGGUGAGGAUACAAAGACCCCAGAUAUCCUUAGCUUGAUCCAUUCCUAAAACAAUCAGUCCAACAGAUGAAGAGGAGAACUUCUGAAGAUUUUCACACCAUUCUGAACUCCAAGUGCAAUAAGAAAUUAUCUCCAGUAAAAGUGCCAAAAUUUUGGCUAUGAAUGAACUUUUGGAAGAAAAAGACCAGAAGCUUUAUGUGGACACAUUAAUCCAACAGUUUGGGUGAAACAUGGAAGAACAACUGAGCUACAGAACUGGAUUUAUCUGUAUGAGAAGGAUAACGGAAUCAUGGCUCCCAGAACUAUGACACCCUAUGUCAAUAUUUUAAUAAAAUGUAUUGCACUCAUGGAGGAAGAAUGCUGUCUAAUUGUAUGCAUUUGUUACAUUUUAGCUGUACAGAUCAGCAAUUGAUAAAAAUAAUAGAUGGUUCCAUGUGUUUUAGACUAUAAAGAGUCUGACUCUUCAUAGUAUCUUCUACACCCCCAUCACCCAUAUAAGUCUUUUGCUAAAAUCGGCCACAAAUGUCAACAAGUGAACAAAAAAAAAA
This is a messenger RNA of Rana temporaria (common frog), 1323 nucleotides long. RefSeq names its product mucin-3B-like. The record is from RefSeq and is a predicted model, not a curated record. The transcript has 8 exons. NCBI's taxonomy places the organism in Eukaryota, Metazoa, Chordata, Amphibia, Anura, Ranidae. Bases 22 to 813 code for a protein of 263 amino acids.